AUGCCGAACCUGUCACUCCACACGUCUCGUCGGGUCCAGACUCUGAAAGACAGCGACUAUGAUCAUGAAAUAGGCCUCGUCGACCAGGAAUCACCACCGACGACUCGCUCCAGGAGCAACACGGCCUUUACAAGCAACACGGCCCUUACAGUCGACGAGGACCAAUCUUCCUCCCAGCACGUGCGGAGCGCCGAGGGGAGAGCAGAGCCCACACGACAGACAGCACAGCGCUGCGACGACCGGGCGAUCAUCUCUCGACAACCGACAAGGAGCCGACGACACACAGGCAGACCGAGGACAAGAUGGAAGUCCCAUCGGCGCUCGGGACACGGCGCAAACGGGUCCAUCAAUCGAGGUCCUACGCCCCUCGAACCCCCGACACGAGCGGCCAAUGGCGACACGGCGCGACCAAAGUCCAAGCAGCGCAAAGAGCCCGAAUCCGAGAUUGAUAUCCUGUGGGAGAAUGAGAGGGGCUGCUUCGUCUGCGGCGCGGCUCUCUUCUCGGGUGCUGCCCUCGGCAACCUUGAUCCGUCGCCCUGGACGAACCAGUUCAAGAAGACGAGCCCGACCAGCAUCAGGACGGCGACGGUCCCUGAUCCGAGCUGGGAAUGGGCGUGGCCUGAAUGGCGCAUCAACCGCGAAGAGGGCGUGGCCAUGGACGAAUUCGGGUGGGAGUAUUCGUUCAUGUUUGCCAGAAAGUUCUCGUGGCAUGGCCCCAAGUGGUGGAACUCGUUCGUCAGGAGGCGGGCCUGGAUCCGGAAACGCGUCAAGAAGUGCAGCGACGACCUGGUCUCGGAUCCUCACAUGCUCAACACGGACUACUUCAACGUCAUGCCCGCAGAGCACCAUCGGCCCCAUUCGUCGCACGGGGGCAGCCGGCAGGGGAGCAGGGCGAGCACGCAUAGUAAGGCGAGUAUCCACAGCAAGGGCAGCAUCGGCCGGUUCUCCACCACCGAGAGCGUUCUGGACGAGAAGCCUGUGAUCGAGGACGUGUGGAUGCUGAUGAUGGUGCUCCCCGCGGCGCGCAUCGACCGAGAGAAAAUCGAGGCGGUGGACAACUAUCUCGAGCACGCCAAGGACGACCUCGAGCGGCUCCAGGACGAGAUGCACGACAUUAUGGGCAUAUUCGUCUUCCAGGUGUCGAGGCGGAUCUUGCUGAGCCGCCUGACUCAGGUGUAUGACGAGAUGAACAAUGUCGAUAAGGGAGAUGCGGCGUUCAAGACGAGACGGAAUAACCUGGGCGCCGCCAUCAAGCACGCGGACGAGGAGGUCAGGCGAUUAUCAUACUGGAGCGACGUGAAAGGCGUGGCAGAGAACGGCGAAUCGAGGGGCGCCGUCGAGGGCAAGGAGGGAUGGAGCGAGGCCUGGGAGGGCGUGGACCAGAGCGGCCCGGCACAACCCAAUGUGGGCAAGCUCCCAUGA
Molecule: messenger RNA, 1422 nt
Organism: Verticillium alfalfae VaMs.102
Lineage: Eukaryota; Fungi; Ascomycota; Sordariomycetes; Glomerellales; Plectosphaerellaceae
Exons: 2
Coding region: 1-1422 (473 amino acids)
Source: RefSeq, a predicted model, not a curated record